UGUGAGUCAGUGAUGGCCUCAUUGAGCGCCGAGAGCGAGAUCAUUUUGGAGGUGGGGACAGCAACAACAACAACAACAACAACCACCCAACCCUCUGUGAGUCAGCCAUCACCCGAAGAGCACACUUCAUUGGCGGCCAACCAGAGAAACCCUUUUGAAUCACAAUCAGGAAGAAACUUCAACCAUGAUGAUCAACAGACUGUGCUUCGUUCUUUCCUUGUUGGUUGCGACCAACCCGGCAGUAUUGGCUUUGGCUCCAAGCUCUAGAGUUGUCGUUUUUGGAGGUACUGGGUAUGUGGGCUCUCAAGUGUGCGAGAGAUUGGUCAACAAAGGAUAUACAGUGACAGCGGUGUCCCGUCGAGGAACUAACCCUCGUCCUGGUACUGCUCUGGAUGAAGUGACCUGGGCAAAGGGCGAUGCUACCGAUUCCAAAACAAUCAGCAAAUUUGUUUCAAGCAAUGACGCCGUGGUUCAUGCGGUGGGACUUUUGUUUGAUGUCGAUAGUGGCCUUCAGGGCCUCAACAACAUCGUUUCAGGAUCCAAGUCUCAGCCUGGCGACUCCAGCACAUACGACAAUAUCACACGCAAAACCAUGUUUAACAUUCUGGAUGCUGCUGAAAGUCCGGUCAAUCGCAUGAAAAAGGGAGGGAAGAAAAUGCCUCUGGCAUUCGUCUCUUGUGCCGAAGCCGGAUGGCCUGAUGUUCAAUUUGGAGAGUUUGUGGAAGAAAAGCUCGCACCGGCAUGGUUACAGAAAUAUCUUAUUGCAAAGAGAGCUGUGGAGGACCGGCUCAGCAAAUCCACCGCUGUGAGGCCUGUCAUCGUUCGCCCUUCUCUCAUUUGGUCUUGGGACAAGUUGGAUGUUUUGCCCAUUAUUCCAGUUUUCAACAUUGCGAAUGCGCUUGGGGUCCCCUUUGUUGACAAGACCGUUCGUGUAGAGACCUUGGCUGACGCCAUUGUUACCGGGCUUGAGGAUGACACGGUUGAAGGAGUUGCCAGAUACAUGAAGAUGGAGGAGCUCGCUGCUCGAUAGGUGAUUGAAUCAUUCGCAUCGCAGAGUGAUCGCACGCACCUCGCUAGCUAGCAAAGGCUGUCACUCAGGAAGGAAAAUCUCCACAAACACUACUGCUAGUUUCUGAAUACAACAAACCCUUUCUGAUUAAG
Molecule: messenger RNA, 1161 nt
Organism: Seminavis robusta
Lineage: Eukaryota; Bacillariophyta; Bacillariophyceae; Naviculales; Naviculaceae
Source: the annotation of a GenBank genome assembly